Messenger RNA from Haplochromis burtoni (Burton's mouthbrooder), 2615 nucleotides. Its product is annotated as GTPase IMAP family member 4. Gene Ontology annotation, molecular function: GTP binding. The coding region runs from base 863 to 1876 and encodes 337 amino acids. The transcript is spliced from 3 exons. Lineage: Eukaryota; Metazoa; Chordata; Actinopteri; Cichliformes; Cichlidae. The record is from RefSeq and is a predicted model, not a curated record.
UGCCUUGAGGCGACUGUGAUUUGGUGCUGUACAAAUAAAAUUGAACUGAAUGAACUGAAUUGUAAGAGUGAGUGAUGUAAGCAUGUUCAAUAAUGUGUUCUUUGAUGACUAGUCCAUCCCUCCCCGGAUAGACCUCUUUUUUAAUUCGGGGUUGGAGAUUAAGCAGUUUGUUUGUUUUUUAUCUCCAACUAAAAACUGUCCAAGGUUGGACAUGAAACCUUCAUGUCCAAGUUUUCAUGGACAUAAAAAUUUGUGACUGUCAUGUCCAUUCUUAUUGCUAUGUUUAUCCACCAAUACUGACAGUUAGUACUGUAGUUUUUUUUAGUGUCACAAUUUAAAACAAAUGAGUUCCUGUUGCAUUGCAGAAAUAAACAAACAAAUACAUUUUAAGAUUUUUUUUUUAGUUUUUCUUUUUUUGUUAUUUAAAACUUCCUGUUUUUAAAGUGAGGAAACAUCAACAAUGCAAGAAUGUGACACACUACAUGUAAUUUUAACUCCCCUUGCUCCACUCUAAGAAGAGAGAGACAUCAUUAUGGAGUUAUUGUGAAACAGUCUAAUGUGAUCAAUUGAGCAACCUAAAUAUUUUUGUAGAUUUGCUAUGACAUGUUUUAAAAGUUAUAAUUAUGUCCACACACAAACCUGUUCACCAUAUUUGGAGAACUGUGGAUAGACAGUUUUCAAAUUUCAAACUGAAAACAAUACAAGGAAAUGGGAAGCCCCCCCAGUGCCUAGGCUUCCAGAAGUUUCCCAGAAAACAAAUCUGAAAUGUGCUGAGACACGGAGCUUGUCUAAGUCUACAACCUAGGUCUGGACAUUGACGUUGUUUGGUCACUUGGGACAUAUAAAAGGUAGAUCUGAACUAAUGGCUGAAGAAAUACAACUUAGAGAAAAGAAGCAGAAAACUCUACCUCGGUCUGAUGGGUGUGGUCUGAAUAACUUUGAUGGUCUGGAUUUGUCUGGAGGUUUGAGGAUAGUCUUAGUGGGAAAGACUGGAUCAGGGAAGAGUGCAACCGGAAACACUAUCCUUGGAAGAAUUGCCUUCAAAGAGGAUCCCAGCUCUGUGUCUGUGACCAAACACUGUGAGAUUCAUAGUGGGGAAGUGGAUGGGACCUUGGUGCAGGUUAUUGACACUCCGGGUCUGUUUGAUACAGGCAUCUCAGAGGAAGAAUUAAAAGUCAGAAUAGAGGAGUGUGUCAAAAUGUCAGUUCCUGGCCCUCAUGCUUUCCUACUGGUAAUCCGGCUUGGAGUAAGGUUCACGGAAGAGGAAAGAAAUGCUGUUAAGUGGAUCCAAGAUAACUUUGGAGACGAUGCUUCCAUGUACACAAUCAUGCUGUUUACGUGUAAAGAUCAAGCUAAAGCUGACAAUGCUCUGAAGGAGUGCAAGGAGCUGCGGAGACUCUCGAUCACAUUUGGACGCAGAUAUCAUGCUUUCAACAACACUGACGUGGAUGACCGUGUGCAGGUAAAAGAGCUGAUCAAUAUGAUCAAGGAAAUGGUACAGGAUAACGGUGGUAAGCACUACACGAAUGAAAUGUAUGAGAAAGCCCAGAGGAAGCUGAGAGAGGAGGAGGAGCGGAGGAAGCAAGAGGAGGAACAGAAGAAAGAGGAGGAAAGGAAAAUAUGGGAUGCAGAGAGACAGAAGCAGGAGGAAAAGAAAAUCAGGAAGAAAAAGGUUCAAAGAAAGAAUAUACGCGUGGCCGCAGCUUCUGCUGUUGUCUUGGUGUUUGCUGGGGUGGUCAUUGCAGUGGGAGCUAACACCACAGUGGCCCUGGCUCUAGGCGCCCCUGCACUUGUCCUGGGAAUCUUAUGCGGUUUAUCUGCCAUUUUCAUUUGGAAAGGCAUAAAAUGCAAGGCUAAAGCAAACGUGCCUGUAUAACAAGAUGGAGGGUAGUGGCAAGGCUAUUGUUUGGCUACAGUUUGUGUCACUGAAUAAAAAACAGAAAUAUUCCAUAUACAGUAUUAGUAUCUCACACAUUAUGGUUUGGAACUAUGCGUUAGUGACUUGUUUAGGUUCUGUUUCAAAACGAGUAUGUGAAUUUAAAGCUAAUAGUAAACAAAUGGUAUGAAAUGUGCUUGUUUGUCUUUUUUAUCGUUUACAUCUUAUAUAUGAAUGUGAGUAUCACUUCUUUUGGCUCUUUAGUAGGAUUCAAAAUAAUUAAUAUUAAAACCCAAAUGUAAAAAGUUUUUUCACCUAUAGAUUAUACCUUGGUAACUUAUAACUGUUAAAAUGCGCAGACACUGACACACUGCUUCCUUUACUUUUUAUUAGUAGCAUUCUGAGCUCAUUUCCCCAAAGGAAAUGAGAAACAAUGGUAGACGUCCAUUGACCCAUCACGUCUGCGGAAACAGAGCAAGUCCUCAUUGUCCUGCCACUACAACAAUGUCAGUGCAUACCAUCAGUACAAACAUGACCAGCACAGAUGUUAAAAUGAAUGGUAGUUAGUUUCUGUCAACCACAAAAGGAUCAAAGUAAGGACACUGCUACUUUUUCUGCAAUUAAGAACAAAACACACUGAAGCUGAACAUUAUUUAUUUAAAAUUACAAAUGAAAGGAGGCGCAGUAUCAAAUAAAGGGUGUGUUCAGAUGUGAAAAGGUUGUAAACUGAGUUAUGGUG